Fusarium subglutinans is the source of this 1008-nucleotide messenger RNA. Its product is annotated as transcriptional regulator atrx. The transcript has 6 exons. The coding region runs from base 1 to 1008 and encodes 335 amino acids. NCBI's taxonomy places the organism in Eukaryota, Fungi, Ascomycota, Sordariomycetes, Hypocreales, Nectriaceae. The record is from RefSeq and is a predicted model, not a curated record. Gene Ontology annotation, molecular function: DNA binding; zinc ion binding.
AUGGGUGAAUAUCGUAUCGAGUUAUCUCCCAACAACCGCGCCACGUGCAAGGACACUGAGUGCAAGAAGAACGGUGAUAAAGUCACCAAAGGCACCCUGCGGUUUGGUACCUAUGUCGUCAUCAACGAGCAUGGAGGCUGGACAUGGAAACAUUGGGGAUGUGUCUCUGGCCAACAGCUAGAGAAUGUCCGUGAAUUAUGCCAGCAAGGUGAUGGCUCCUUCGACUGUGAUCUCAUCGAUGGUUACGAUGAGCUUGUCGAACACCCCGACGUGCAAGAGAAGGUCCGCCGCUGUAUCAACCAGGGUUUCAUUGACCCUGAAGAUUUCAAAGGGGACCCGGAGAAGAACAAGCUUGGCGAGAAGGGUAUUCACCUGACUGCAGCACAGAAGAAAAAGAAGGAGGCUGCCGCCACAGGCGAUGGAGAGAAGCCCAAGCCCAAAGGCAAGCGUGGACGCAAGAAGGCCGCUGAUGAUGAGGAUGAUGAGGACGAGCCGCAGCCCAAGAAGGCUCGAACAUCCAAGGCUGCCAAGGCGGAUGAAGAGGAGAAGCCCGCUGCUAAGCCGGCCCGUGGCCGCAAAGCUGCAAAGGUCAAGGAUGAGAGUGAAGAUGAGACUGCUGCAUCUGCUCCUGCGCCUGCUAAGAGAGGGCGCAGAACUUCUGCUCAGAAGCCAAAGGACGAAUCCGAUGCUGAGGAGAAACCUGUUCCUGUCAAAAAGGAACGAAAGGCGGCCACUAAGAAGGUCAAGAACGAAAGCGAUGAUGAGGUUCCGGCUCCUGCUCCUGCUCCUGCCCCUGCCCCUGCCAAGAGAGGACGCAGAACUUCUACUCAGAAGCCAAAGGACGAAUCCGAUGCUGAGGAGAAACCUGUUCCUGUCAGAAAGGGACGAAAGGCUGCUGCCAAGAAGGCGGCUACCACUGAGGAGGAAGAUGCUGUGGUUGAGGAAGAGGAAGAGGAGAAGCCCGCACCGAGGACCAGAGCUCGCCGCGGACGUUCCAGCAAAGCUUGA